AGAGAAGAUGGCGGCCGCCACGGGGCGUGCGGCGGGCGCAGUGCCGGCGGGAUACACGGCUCUGGCGGUGAAGUUCGCGGAGCGGCAGCGCUCGCCGCACUGCCUGUUGGUGAAGGAGCACCAGGUGCGGGAAGGGGCCGACACUGCGCACCCGCCUCGCCGGACGCUCUUCGUCCUCAACGUGCCCCCGUACUGCGGCCCGGACGCUCUGUCUAGGCUGUUCUCUCGCUGCGGGCAUGUGCAGUCUGUGGACAUGUGUGACAAGCCAGGUCCAGGAGAGAAAAAAGAUAAACUGACGUCCAAAUUCUUCGAUCACAAAACUCCGAAGGGAUUUCAAGUAGCAUACGUGGUGUUCAGGAAAGCAGCAGCUGUCCAGGCAGCCAAGGCUCUAUCAAAGGAAGGUCCCUUGCUAAUAUCAACAAAGAGCCACCCUGUGAAAACCGGCAUUAGCAAGUGGAUCGCCAGCUAUGAGGCCUCCAUCGUGAAUCCGAAGGAGCUGAAGGCUGAGGUGGAUGCCUACAUGCAAGACUAUGAUAAAAAGAUGGCAGAGGAAGAAGCCAAAGCAGCCAAGGAGGAGGGUGUUCCAGAUGAGGAGGGCUGGGUGAAAGUGACCCGGAAGGGCCGGAAGCCUGGCCUGCCCUGGACAGAGGCUGCCAACCUGCGCGUGCUGGAGAAGGAGAAACAGAAAAGGGCCCGCAAAGAGCUGCUCAAUUUCUAUGCCUGGCAGCACCGCGAGACCAAGAGAGAGCACAUUGCCCAGUUAAGGAAGAAAUUUGAGGAGGACAAGCAGAGGAUUGCACUGAUGCGAGCCCAGCGCAAGUUUCGGCCAUACUAGGUUGUGCUGAGCUGUUCUUCAGGUGCCUGCGCUGGGUAGGAGAGAUCCCUACUGACUCCAUUUGCCAAAGGAUUUUGGGGAAUUGAGGCAGCUUUGGAUUGCCUUUGCCUUUACCUUUGGAUCUGAAAUGGGAGAUCCCAGCAACUGCUGCUGGAGGAGAGUUCCCUUUAUUUGCACCGGUAUCCUGCUCUUCUGUCAUUCAGCUCCAUGGCAGCACUUCUCAGGAUGCUCAGGUCAAGGGGCUGAGGCACAUCCUGUGACAACCUGUAUCUCCCUGCCACCCAAAAACACACCUCCUAAAGCUUGGUGAGAACUGGGAUUGACCUAGUGCAGCCUCUGCAGGGGCAGGGAAUGGCUGAAGAACUGUAAAUAAACUGCUGCUGCUGUUUUCAGAA
Messenger RNA from Pseudopodoces humilis (Tibetan ground-tit), 1230 nucleotides. RefSeq names its product ribosomal RNA processing 7 homolog A (gene RRP7A). NCBI's taxonomy places the organism in Eukaryota, Metazoa, Chordata, Aves, Passeriformes, Paridae. Gene Ontology annotation, cellular component: CURI complex; UTP-C complex. Gene Ontology annotation, biological process: ribosomal small subunit assembly; rRNA processing. Gene Ontology annotation, molecular function: RNA binding. The record is from RefSeq and is a predicted model, not a curated record.